Molecule: messenger RNA, 1215 nt
Organism: Colletotrichum navitas
Lineage: Eukaryota; Fungi; Ascomycota; Sordariomycetes; Glomerellales; Glomerellaceae
Product: putative porphobilinogen synthase
Exons: 2
Coding region: 4-909 (301 amino acids)
Biological process (GO): heme biosynthetic process
Cellular component (GO): cytosol
Molecular function (GO): porphobilinogen synthase activity; zinc ion binding
Source: RefSeq, a predicted model, not a curated record
UCCAUGCUCAUCUACCCUCUCUUCAUUUCGGACCAAGACGAUGAGGAGGCCCUGAUUCCCUCUUUGCCCGGCCAAUACCGCCGAGGCAUCAACAAAACAAUGGCUUACGUGGAGACGCUUGUGCGCAAGGGCCUGCGCUCCGUGAUGCUCUUCGGCGUGCCCGUGCGUCCGGGAGUCAAGGACGCUCUCGGCACGGCCGCCGACGACCCCGAGGGGCCCGUCAUCAGGAGCAUUCGUGCGAUACGCCAGCGGUUCCCGCAGCUCUUCAUCUGCGCCGACGUUUGUUUGUGCGAGUACACGUCACACGGCCACUGCGGCAUCCUCCGCGACGACGGCAGCUUGAACAACCAGCUGUCGGUUGAUCGCAUCUCGGACGUUGCCAUUGCCUACGCCCUAGCCGGCGCUCACUGCGUCGCGCCGUCCGACAUGAACGACGGUCGCAUCCGUGCAAUCAAGCUGAAGUUGAUUGAGGAGGGUAUCGCGCACAAGACGGUGCUGAUGUCGUACUCGGCCAAGUUCUCGGGCUGCUUGUACGGGCCGUUUCGCGACGCGGCAGGCUCUGCCCCGUCAUUCGGAGACCGCAAGUGCUACCAGCUGCCCCCGGGCGGCCGCGGCCUGGCGCGUCGCGCAAUCGUGCGCGACAUUGGCGAGGGUGCGGACAUCAUUAUGGUCAAGCCUGCCAGCCAGUACCUCGAUAUCAUCAGCGACGCGAAGGAGCUCGGCAAGGACAUGCCCGUCGCUGCCUACCAAGUCAGCGGCGAGUUCGCCAUGAUCCACGCGGCGGCCAAGUCGGGAGUGUUCGACCUGAAGCAGAUGGCGUUCGAGUCGACCGAGGGCAUCCUCCGGGCGGGCGCGACAAUUGUCAUCAGCUACUUCACCCCCGACUUCCUCGACUGGCUCUCAACCUAGACGACGUAUGGCAUGACGAAAUGAAAAGACAACGUGUUUUGGGCGUUUAGCUUUCUUGAAAACGUGGAUGAACUACACGUGGUUCGCAUGGUGCUGGGAACGGGUACGGCAGGCGUUGGUUUCGCGCAUUUUUACAGAUAUACACUUUCUUGAUGGUAUAGUGUCGUGUAGAGGAUACCAAAAAAGAAAACUAUGUAACGCGAUGAUGAACGGCAAUGACUCGAGAAGAGGCAUCUGUGCGACGUUAGAUCCAGCGGCGGUGAAGGGUCAGACAAGCUCAUGAUGGUCUGCUAGGAAACCAUGUUG